GAUAGCAUAAAUCGACCUGUUAAGCUUGGAAAGCACGACAAUAAAUGGGACACAAUGAUGUAAGAGUCUGACCUAGUCUGAUAAGUAUACACAACACCUAUAACAUGGAAUUUGCAACGACGAUGAUUCUGUUCCAAUGCUUCAUUGCAUUUGUCAUCAGUGGUUCUUCUUCUGCAGCCAAUUCUGUGAGUUUUUCCCCAUGUGCAAAAGCACCGGCAGACAUCUUAUUUGCUCUGGACGCAUCGACAAGCAUCGGUAUCAACAACUUUGGGAAAGAGAAGAACUUCGUAGUAAACUUUGUGAAUGACCUUGACAUUGGACGUAAUGACGUGCAAGUCUCUGUCGGAACAUUUUCGGAUAAUGCGCGUGGAUACUUUGAUUUGGAUACAUAUUUAGAUAAGACAAGUCUCAUCAACGCAAUUCAAAGGAUUACCUAUGAAUUUGGACAAACGCACACACAUCUUGUUUUCCAACUAGCGGAGCAGUAUAUUUUCACAAACAAAGGGGGAGACAGACCGUUUGCAACUAACAUUAUAUUUGUCCUUACUGACGGUCACUCUCAAAAUCACACGGCUACCGUCCUAGGGGCCCAGAGAUUAAAAGCUGCAGGAGUCAAGAUAUACACUAUUGGAAUCGGUAACCAGAUUGAAAGGAGUGAACUACAGGGCAUAGCCAGUGAUAAUAACCAUGUGUUUAUGGUGAACAGUUUUGCAGACUUGUCAACAAUUCAUAGCCUUGUACAGAGAGCGUACUGUGAAGGCUACUCAAGCACAACCAGCCCAACAUCAACAACCUCAACCCUAACUACUACACAGUCCACAAUUUCUCCAUCAAAAUCAACAGCACCUAGCAGUACCAAUCCAACAAGUCCACUAACCUCCAAAUCCACCAUUGCUUCUUCACCUUCUGGAACAACACAAACAAUGGGGACGAGUACAUUGUCAGCAUCUCCUACAACGACUGCAUCUGUACCUGUAUCAUCUCCAUCAACCUCCUCAUCGCCGUCCUCGACGGUCACAACGCAACAGACAACGCUGGCAUCGACAGCAUUUCCAACACCACCUCCCAUUCCUGAUGGUCCUUGUGAAGACAAAAUCUCAAACUGUGCUGGUUAUGGAGGUGACGUAUGCAAUACAUACCGGAUAUGGUCGGUUAAGAACUGUGCACGAUUUUGCCUGUUUUGUCACGAUAUUGGAACCAGUUCAACUACAACGACGUUUAAUGUUCCAUCGACAACAACACAAACCACGCCCACUCAACCACCGACAACCAGGGUCUACACGGUGUGUGAAGACAAAGUAGACGAAUGCAGUUCUUAUGGUCCUGACACGUGUUUCAAGUAUGCAUCAUGGGCUGCCGUUCAGAGUCCUAAGUUCUGUGUAUUUUGUGAACCUACCACAACUACUGGUAUUGCUACCACCACUACAGAAACCACCGCCGCCGCCACCACCAUCACCACCACCACCACUUCUCGUCCAGCCGCCACAUCCCCGCCUGUAUGUGCUGAUGUGGCAGAAAACUGUCAAGACUUCGGCCCAAUCAUCUGUUUUCAAAAUCAGACGUAUGCUGAGGCCAACUGUCGCGUAUACUGCAAUUUUUGCACACCUCCAGCAACAACUUUGAGAAUGACUGAGCCUCCAGUAUUUCAAUCGAGUACCACUCAAAAGAUUCUGACGACAAACCCUGACGUCAUUGUUAUAGGAAGAAAGAGGAACCACCCUCUGAGACGAAGACUGCUAGGGUAUAAAAACUUACGUAAAGUUUGAACUUCUCUACACGAAUUCAGGAUUAAAGGCGUUCUUUGCAUUCGACUUGCUUGUUUGUUAUAUCAAAACUCUGAUAUGUGACUUUCCCGCUGAUAACUUUCACAAGUCGUUCCGAACAGGCAGUUUGUACUUUCUAUAAAUUUUUGAUAUUAAUACUUUUGAAUACUACAUUAAAACGGUUGGUUGAUUGUA
This is a messenger RNA of Ostrea edulis (European flat oyster), 1958 nucleotides long. Its product is annotated as mucin-2-like. The coding region runs from base 105 to 1766 and encodes 553 amino acids. The transcript is spliced from 11 exons. The record is from RefSeq and is a predicted model, not a curated record. Lineage: Eukaryota; Metazoa; Mollusca; Bivalvia; Ostreida; Ostreidae.